UUUGGUUUUUAGUUUUUAGUUUUUACCCUCUAGAUCUCACAAAAAAGAAAUAGCCAAAAUCAUCCAAAAUCUAUCCCCUUAUCUGGCCUUAUCCUAAAGCCAACUCCGGCCUAUUACUCGCUUCUCAUUUGAUGAUGCUCUUGCUUUAGCCAACCAAUACACACUCUCUACUCCUCUGCACCACUCCACUGCUCGUCGCCACUCCCAUCGCCACCGCUGUUGCGGCCGCAGUCUACCUUCUGCCACCAUGGCAGGAUUACUCGGAACUUCCUCCACCGCGCUCUUCGCUUCGCGCCCUCUUUCUUCUUCCUCCCCGAAACUCUCUUCUUUCACCAUUUCUUCUAACCCUGGAAAAUUAAAUUGGAGAAAAUUCUAUGGUGGAAUUGGGAUUCCUGUGAAGAAGAGUAGGUCGCAGCUGCAAUUUUCAAUUUCCAAUGUUGCCACUGAACUUAAUUCUACUGUACAGGCUCCAAGGAUUUCAAAAGAAAGCCAAAGGCCAGUAUACCCGUUUGCGGCUAUAGUUGGGCAAGAUGAGAUGAAACUCUGCCUUCUAUUAAAUGUUAUUGACCCUAAGAUUGGUGGAGUGAUGAUCAUGGGUGACAGGGGUACAGGGAAAUCCACUACUGUUAGGUCAUUAGUGGAUUUGCUCCCGGAAAUUAUGGUUGUUGCUGGAGAUCCAUUUAACUCGGACCCUGAAGAUCCCGAAUUAAUGGGCGUAGAAGUGAGAGAAAAAGCCAUAAAAGGAGAAGAUCUUGCCGUUGUAUUGACUAAAAUCAAUAUGGUUGAUUUACCAUUAGGUGCUACCGAGGACAGGGUUUGUGGGACAAUCGAUAUCGAGAAAGCUUUAACUGAGGGUAUCAAGGCGUUUGAGCCGGGACUUCUUGCUAAGGCUAAUAGAGGAAUUCUAUAUGUCGACGAGGUUAAUCUUUUAGAUGAUCACUUGGUGGAUGUUCUUUUGGAUUCUGCAGCUUCAGGGUGGAACACUGUUGAAAGAGAGGGGAUUUCCAUCUCACAUCCUGCUCGGUUUAUCCUGAUUGGGUCGGGAAAUCCCGAGGAAGGAGAGCUUAGACCCCAAUUACUUGACCGUUUUGGUAUGCAUGCUCAAGUUGGAACUGUAAGAGAUGCUGAACUUAGGGUUAAGAUUGUGGAGGAGAGGGCCCGCUUUGAUAAAAGUCCUAAAGAAUUCCGGGAGACUUACAAGACCGAGCAAGAUAAACUAACAGAUCAAAUUACAUCUGCAAGGAGCAACCUUUCUGCUGUUCACAUGGAUCAUGAUCUUCGUGUUAAAAUCUCAAAGGUUUGUUCUGAAUUGAAUGUUGAUGGUUUAAGAGGUGACAUAGUCACAAAUAGAGCAGCAAAGGCUUUGGCUUCUCUGAAAGGUAGAGAUAAGGUGACUGCUGAGGAUAUCGCUACUGUUAUUCCUAACUGCUUAAGACAUCGACUUAGGAAAGAUCCUUUGGAGUCUAUCGAUUCUGGUUUACUCGUUAUUGAGAAGUUCUAUGAAGUAUUCAGCUGAAGGAUAUGCAUAACACUUCUUUCUGCCAUAAUACUGUCAUUAAAUUUUGUCUUUGGUUAGUAAAUCCUGCUUCUUUUCCUAGUAAACGUGAUUUCUGACUUGAGUGAAAUAUCCGUAUCUGUAAUAUUGGUAAUUGAAACACAUUCGGAAAUCUAGAAUUCAAUUAUGAUAUCUUUACCUUGUGA
This is a messenger RNA of Spinacia oleracea (spinach), 1701 nucleotides long. RefSeq names its product magnesium-chelatase subunit ChlI, chloroplastic. Gene Ontology annotation, molecular function: ATP binding; magnesium chelatase activity; ATP hydrolysis activity. Gene Ontology annotation, cellular component: chloroplast stroma. Bases 248 to 1516 code for a protein of 422 amino acids. The record is from RefSeq and is a predicted model, not a curated record. The transcript has 3 exons. Gene Ontology annotation, biological process: chlorophyll biosynthetic process. NCBI's taxonomy places the organism in Eukaryota, Viridiplantae, Streptophyta, Magnoliopsida, Caryophyllales, Amaranthaceae.